UGCGCAGACCGCGGGUUGUCCUGGAGAAAAGCCGAGGACGCCAUGUUGGUUCCGUUACCACGUGAAGACUCCUGAUCCAAAAGCCAGUGAAGUUCCAGGGGCGGAAACUGAUUAGAACACAAUCCGGGAGAGGAUUCUGACCCCAGCCCAGCUCCAGCUCUGAUUAAUGUCGAUAGCACAGUGAGAGCAGUGACAGCAAUGCCCCCAGUAACACUGCCGCCCAAAGAGAACGCUCUCUUUAAGAGAAUACUGAGAUGCUACGAGCGCAAGCAAUACAGAAACGGCCUGAAGUUCUGCAAGCAGAUCUUGUCCAACCCCAAAUUUGCAGAGCAUGGGGAGACGCUGGCGAUGAAGGGACUGACUCUGAACUGCCUGGGAAGAAAAGAAGAGGCGUACGAUCUGGUCAGAAGAGGCCUCCGCAACGACCUGAAGAGUCACGUCUGCUGGCACGUGUACGGUUUGUUGCAGCGCUCUGACAAGAAAUACGACGAAGCUAUUAAGUGCUACAGAAACGCGCUGAAAUGGGACAAAGACAACCUGCAGAUCCUCCGAGACCUCUCGCUGCUGCAGAUCCAGAUGAGGGACCUCGAGGGAUACAGGGAGACCAGGUACCAUUUGCUGCAGUUGCGUCCGGCUCAGAGAGCAUCAUGGAUCGGGUACGCCAUCGCCUAUCACCUGCUGCAGGACUACGAGAUGGCGGCCAAAAUCGUAGAGGAGUUUCGCAAAACCCAGCAGACGUCUCCGGAUAAAGUGGACUACGAGUACAGUGAGCUGUUGCUGUAUCAGAAUCAAGUGAUGCGAGAGGCGGGGUUUUUCAAGGAGGCGCUCGAUCACCUGAUCAGCUACGAGAAACAGAUCUGUGACAAAAUGGCUGUGGAGGAGACCAGAGGAGAGUUGUUGCUGGAGUUGGAUCGGGACAGUGAAGCCAUGGAGGUUUAUCGCCAUCUGCAGGAGAGAAACCCUGAGAACUGGAGCUACUACCAGGGUCUGGAGAGAGCGCUGAAACCAGGGAGUGUGGAGGAGAGGCAGCAGAUCUACGAGGACGUCUGGGUGAAGUUCCCUAAGGGUUUAGUGCCCAGGAGGCUGCCGCUCAACUUCCUCACAGGAGAGAAGUUCAGGGAGUGUCUGGAUCAUUACCUGAGGGUAAACUUCAGUAAAGGAUGUCCUCCGCUUUUCACUACACUGAAAUCUCUCUACCACGACAAGGAGAAGGUGUCGGUCAUCGAGCAGAUGGCGGUGAGCUAUGAGGCGAGUUUGAGAAGCUGCAGAAUGUUCAGUCAGAACGAUGACGGGAAAACGGAGCCUCCCACCACCCUGCUGUGGGUCCAGUAUUUCCUCGCCCAGCAUUUCGAUCAUAUCGGACAACACGUGGCCGCUCUGGAGUACAUCAACACGGCCAUCGAAAGCACUCCAACGCUUAUAGAGCUUUUCCUCAUCAAGGCCAAGAUCUACAAGCAUGCAGGAAAUAUUCAAGAAGCCGCACGCUGGAUGGACGAGGCUCAGGCGCUCGACACUGCGGAUCGCUUCAUCAACUCCAAAUGCGCCAAAUACCUGCUGAAGGCGGGGCUGGUCAAAGAGGCUGAGGAGAUGUGCUCCAAAUUUACCCGGGAAGGCACGUCGGCGGUGGAGAACCUGAACGAGAUGCAGUGUAUGUGGUUUCAGACCGAAUGCGCUCUGGCGUACAAGGCCAUGAACAAAUACGGCGACGCGCUCAAGAAGUGCCACGAAAUCGAGCGACACUUCGUAGAAAUAACCGACGACCAGUUCGACUUCCACACGUACUGCAUGCGGAAGAUGACCCUGCGCUCUUACGUGGCUCUGCUCAAGCUGGAGGACGUGCUGCGCAUGCACCCGUUCUACUUUAAAGCCGCGCAAACCGCCAUCCAGAUCUACCUCGAUCUCCACGACAACCCGCUGUGCGACGACAACAAGGAGUCACAGGCAGACAGCAUGAACUUGACGGAUAAGGAGAUGAAGAAACUGCGGAACAAACAGAGACGAGCGCAGAAGAAAGCCCAGCUGGAGGAGGAGAAGAAGAACGCGGAGAAGGAGAAGCAACUGAAAAACCAGAAGAAGAAGAAAGAGGAGGAUGAGGAGGAGGUCGGAGGACCUAAAGAGGAGCUCAUACCUGAGAAACUGGCAAAGGUCGAGAAUCCCCUGGAAGAAGCGGUGAAGUUCCUGAUUCCUCUGAAGAACCUGGUGACGAACCGAAUCGAGACGCAUCUCCUGGCCUUCGAGAUCUACUUCCGCAAAGAAAAAUAUCUGCUGAUGCUGCAGUCAGUGAAGAGAGCGUACGCUUUAGACCCGGACCACCCCUGGCUUCACCAGUGCCUCAUCCGAUUCUUCAAAGGAGUGGCUGACAGUAAGAAUCUGCCUCAGGCUGUACACACCGUUGUCAAGCAGGAGAUCACACGUCUGUUUGGAGAGAGUGACCCCAAAGCCUACAACAAGAACUUCCUGAGCAAGCACUCCAGCUCCAUACCUCACAGAUUAGCAGGUGCUAAGAUGAUGGUGUAUCUGGAUCCCUCUUCUGAGAGCACAGCUGCUGAGUUGGCUACAUCACUGGACAAGUCUCUCACCAGCAGAACCAUAAAGACAUGCACUGAGGUGUUACAGGCCUUAAAGGAUGGCAGCUUGGGUUCAGAACAGCAGAAAGUUCUGGAGUCGUACCGCGCCUCCUGCCAUAGCCUCUACCCUUACUGCCUGGCUUUCAUGCCGCCCGGUUACCAGGACAACGCUGCCGUCACAACCAACGGAGACCUGUCGUCCGGCGACCACGACGACGUGACCAACGAGAUAUGAGACGUUUGGUGCGAAAGAAGAGAAGAAAAAAAAAAAGUUUGCGUUUUGGUUUGUUUGCUUGGAUUUGAUCGAUACGCGGCCUGAGAUGCGACCCUACUGUAGAAACCGGACCGGGACUCCGUCCUGCACCGCGGAACAUCUGUUUUUACGUUAGAUUUAUUCUUUCCCCCACCCCCCCAUCCCCGCCCCUUCCAUUCUUUCUUACUUUUAUUCUUAAUAUGGCUAACGACUACUCUAGAGGAGGAGAAAAAAAAGAACCGAGAACAGAGCGUAGAUGAAGACGGGUUUGAUGGACCCGACGGCGUGCUCGUCUGAUACGUGCGACGUUUGUUUUUAAGAGUAAUUUAUCUAAAAGGAUGUUAACGAGAACACAAAAGAGGAGCAGUUCUUUCCCCGAGUCAGGUGACGACCGUGUGCCAAACGUGAGGGGCGGAGCUUAUGACAGGGCGCAGGUAAAGGUGAGGGUCGGUAGUGAGGACUUCCUGCACAGCUGCUACAGAGAGACCGUCACGUUCCGUCUCUUUCUUCUCUUUUCGACUGCUUUUGUUAUUCUUUCCUCGUCUUCCAGAUUCGUUAGACGUCCUGGCUCUCCGAGCGUUUACCGUGCCCAUAAUUAUGUGCCCCCCCCUUCCUUCCUCCUUUUAUAAUUAUAAUUUUUUUUUUUUUUUUUUUUUUUUUUGGUAAUUGGUUUUGAGAUCUGCCAUAUUUUCAAGAACGAGAACCUGCCAAUCUGUCUGAACUCGGGAUCUUCACUUUUAUUUACAAAAUAAAACACCAGUGAAUUGAAUGACAAAGGACACGAGGAUAUACGGUAAAGUGCAGAAGUUUUGCACUUUAGUGUAUUGGACAAAAUAAAGAACAGAUUUACGUAA
Molecule: messenger RNA, 3674 nt
Organism: Ictalurus punctatus (channel catfish)
Lineage: Eukaryota; Metazoa; Chordata; Actinopteri; Siluriformes; Ictaluridae
Gene: naa15a
Product: N-alpha-acetyltransferase 15, NatA auxiliary subunit a
Exons: 20
Coding region: 199-2802 (867 amino acids)
Biological process (GO): N-terminal peptidyl-methionine acetylation
Cellular component (GO): cytoplasm; NatA complex
Molecular function (GO): protein binding; protein-N-terminal amino-acid acetyltransferase activity
Source: RefSeq, a predicted model, not a curated record